Messenger RNA from Periophthalmus magnuspinnatus, 4666 nucleotides. It is a transcript of the gene csde1, whose product is annotated as cold shock domain containing E1, RNA-binding. The coding region runs from base 803 to 3412 and encodes 869 amino acids. The record is from RefSeq and is a predicted model, not a curated record. The transcript has 21 exons. Gene Ontology annotation, molecular function: nucleic acid binding. NCBI's taxonomy places the organism in Eukaryota, Metazoa, Chordata, Actinopteri, Gobiiformes, Gobiidae.
AUAUAGCACUCUCUUGGCUGUUCACACUCUUUGUUUGGGUUAGUGUUGGCAAAUCUCGCGCUAGCAGCCUCCAUAAUCACUACGUAAUGUGCCGUGCUGCUUCUAGCGGCGCUGGUGACAGUGCUGAAAGCUGUUGGGUAUGAAGUGAAACGGAAUAGAAUUUUUGUACCAUCCGCAACUGCUUCAAGUUCAGAUCAAAACAAAGAAACUGACGAAUCACCUCCAGAACAACAAGCAAAAAAAGUCCAAGACACGCGUGGGAUCACCAAGGAUCACUUCAAGUGUUCAAAGUGACGAAGCAACCAAAUCCUGAAACGACCAAAGAAGCACGACCACCCAUCCAAUCGAAACACGACGAAGAGAAGCAUCCGUUCUACAGUAUUGUGACAAGAAGAAAUCUGAUCUGAAACCAGAAGUUUGUGCCUACUCAACAGCUUUGACAAAGCACACGUCCCAACGCUGCUCCUAGCCCUCCUCAUCCUCACCACAUCUCCGACUCGCCACCGGAGUGUGGAGGGGGCUGCUACCUGCUAGUUACCCCGUAGUUCCCCAAUUGUUUAUCCCUCUCAUUCUCCCACUGUUUUCAUUUUAUAAAAGCCCUUUUUCAAAGCAGUGUUAUUGCACCUGCCUUAGCCUUUUUGAGCUCGUCUUCUCCUUUUUGGCUUUAUGCAACCAUUGACGACUUGUGCCAGAAACCUGUAACAAGUGUGUGUGUUCAACUGUGUGUGUGAAGAGAUCUGUAAGAACUCCUCCAGGUGGUCAACAAUAAAGGAAUCACGAAUCAUUUAAGCACGGCCGAGUCAUGUCCUCUGUGCCUAAAAUGGAGCGGGGCUCGUCUGAACCCCGACCUGCCCAUUCGUCCACUGCUCCUGUGCCCAUCCCUCGCUCCUCCUCUGUAUCAUGCCAUCCACACCCUGGAAGCAAAAAACACAAGCGGACCCCCCUCUAUCAGAGAUCAAUGAGUUUUGAUCCCAACAUGCUCCAUAAUAAUGGCCAUACAUCCUAUGCCAAUGGGAGUGGGCCAGGCAUCAGGGAGACAGGGGUGGUGGAGAAGCUCCUCACAUCCUAUGGCUUCAUCCAGUGUUCAGAGCGUCAGGCCCGACUCUUCUUCCACUGCUCCCAGUACAAUGGCAAUUUGCAGGAGCUCAAAGUCGGAGAUGAUGUGGAGUUUGAGGUGUCCUCUGACAGGCGCACUGGCAAGCCCAUAGCAGUGAAGCUGCUUAAGAUAAAGCCAGAGGUGCUGCCAGAGGAGCGGAUCUCGGGCCAGGUGGGGCCAGACCUGCACGCCUAUGCCUUAACUAUGCUGCAUGGUUAUAUUCAUCCAGUUGUCUCUGCCAUUCCUGCCUACCUGGAUGGGAAGUCUGCUCCGGGCCAGGUCCCCACCGGCAGUGUUUGCUAUGAACGAAAUGGAGAAGUAUUUUAUCUGACCUACACUCCUGAUGAUGUGGAGGGCAACAUCCAUCUGGACUCAGGCGACAAAGUCAGCUUUUACAUGGAGACCAACAAACUUACUGGUGCAGUGAGUGCUCGCAACAUUCAACUUGUAAAGAAGAAACAAAUGAGGUGCCAAGGUGUGGUGUGUGCAACAAAGGAGGCCUUUGGAUUUAUUGAAAGAGCUGAUGUUGUGAAGGAGAUUUUCUUCCACUACAGUGAGUUUAAAGGAGACCUGGAGGCUCUACAGGCUGGAGAUGAUGUGGAAUUUACCAUCAAAGACCGAAACGGAAAGGAGGUGGCUACAGAUGUGAGACUGCUCCCCCAAGGGACAGUAAUCUUUGAAGAUAUCAGCAUUGAACAGUUUGAAGGAACUGUUACCAAGGUCAUCCCCAAGGUCCCAACUAAAAACCAGAAUGACCCUCUCCCAGGCCGUAUCACUGCACGCAUCGGGUACACGGACAAGGAGCUGCCCUUUGGAGAGAAAGACACCAAGUCCAAAGUGACCCUUCUGGAGGGAGACCACAUCCAGUUCAACAUUUCCACUGACCGCAGAGACAAGCUAGAGCGAGCCACCAACAUUGACAUUCUGCCAGAUACUUUCAACUUCACUAAGGAGACACGGGAAAUGGGUGUGAUUGCAGCCAUUCGAGAUGGUUUUGGUUUUAUUAAAUGUGUGGAUCGGGAUGCCAGAAUGUUCUUCCACUUUAGUGAGGUUUUAGAGGAAGCCCCAUUGCACAUCUCAGAUGAAGUCGAGUUCACUGUUGUGCCUGAUAUGCUGUCAGCUCAGAGGAACCACGCAGUGCGCAUAAAGAAGCUGCCUAAAGGCACUGUGUCCUUCCACACCCAGUCGGAGCAGCGCUUCGUCGGAGUCAUUGAGCGAGAGGUGGUCUCUGCAGCCAAGAACGGAAGCCCCACUAAGGGCAAAGACCCAAAAGAAACUGAUGAGGGAGUGAUUGCAUAUGAAGACUGUGGAGUGAAACUGACCAUCCCAUACUAUGCCAAGGACCUGGAGGGAACAUCAUCCCCACAGGUUGGAGAUAAGGUGGAGUUUUCCAUCAGUGAAGUAAAGAGGACUGGCCAGCAGAGUGCAGUGUCCAUCAGAGUUUUGAACCGAAACAGCUCUAAUGCCAAAAGACUGCAUGGUUUUGUGGCUACGCUGAAGGACAACUUUGGCUUUAUUGAGACUGCAAAUCAUGACCAGGAGAUCUUCUUUCAUUAUAGUGAGAUGUGUGGAGAUGUAGAUAACCUGGAUUUGGGUGACACAGUUGAAUACACAAUGUCUAAAGGAAAAGGAAAUAAAGUUAGUGCUGAGAAGGUUACGAAGGUGACUCCAGUGAACAGUUUUGGUGAUGAUAUAACUACAACUGUCAUGGUGGGCAAAGUUGUCCGUCCAUUGCGCAGUGUAGACCCCUCCCAAAAUGAUUAUCAGGGACUUAUUGAAAUCACAGAAGAAGGUGCAAAUAAAGGCCAGAACUAUCCAUUUGGAAUUAUGGGCAUGUCCAACAAGUCAGACUGUCUGCAAAAAGGAGAGUCGGUGAAAUUCCAGGUUUGCACUAUCCCACAGACUGGGCAGAAAAUGGGCUGCAACAUUGUCCCUCAGAGAAGAGCCACCGUGGAGUCUGUCAAAGACCUGUUUGGGUUUAUCACCUAUGAAGUGGGAGAUAGCAAGAAACUGUUUUUUCACGUUAAAGAGGUGCAGGACGGUCUGGAGCUCCAGACAGGGGACGAGGUGGAAUUCUCAGUUGUUCUCAAUCAACGCACAGGAAAAUGUAGUGCCUGCAAUGUCCGCAGAAUUAGUGAAGGACCUAAACAGGUUGUGGCCCCUCGUCCCGACCGCCUGGUGAACAGGCUUAAAAGCAUCACUCUGGAUGAUGCCAGUGCCCCCCGUCUGGUUAUCAUCAGGCAACCUCGUGGUCCAGACAAUUCAAAGGGCUUCAGUGUGGAGAGGAAGACCCGUCAGCCCGGUGUGAUUGACUGAGCAAUACAAACCUGCCCUGCCUCGUGAGGACGUGCUGGUGUGCUCCAGGGGCUAAGGGAAAUCUUGAUUGGCUCCAUGCACAUACUCAAGCAUAUUUGGCAUGUGUAACUGAUAAUCUGAAAGGGAAUCUCUCUCAUUUCCAUGUUUGACGUAGCUAACCGGAGUUCUGCAGUAUGUGAGAUCUCUGUGCGUGUGUGACGUGUCCAAAUGAUAUAGUGUAUGAUGGAAAUCGAGUGGUGAUUGUGUGACUGUCCAUGUCCUGUCGAAGACUCUGCUCGUCUGGAAUUCUGCACCUGUUCUUGUCCAGUAGUCUGCUUAAGUGAGACUGUUAGCAUGUCUCUGCUUCGUUUUUUCCUCCCACAUUUAGUUUUGCGCCUUUAUCCAUGGGAACUCUGGUUUCCGCUACUGUAUGCUUUCCUACAAGACGCAUAAAGCAAAAUUUCCUUCCAUAAGGAGGACUCAUAUGUGCGAGCUUAAACUGAAGACUCUUCUCUGCUCGUUUUUUUGAGCAGUUUUUAAAAUGCUUUACUUAAGAGCUGGAGUGGAAGCAUGGUGUGAGUGACGUAUGUGGAUGUCUAAGUAGUUCAGAUAGGAUUUACUUGUACCAAUCAGGAGCCUUGGAUACCGCUUUGGUAUUGACAUGCUCCACUUGAAGCAAUUUCCCCAGGUGCAGAAUUCCUUGUGGCAUCUUAUAUCUACAGUUCUUUUAUACAAUUUAUUUUCUUGUUUUUCUUUUUUCUUGCACAUAUUUUUUUUCCCUUUUUUUUUUUUGUUGUUAAAAUUCAAUUUGCUAAUAUUGAAUUGAAUAAGAUUAAGGUGCCUAAAGCAAAACAGUAAAAAACAAAAAAAAACAAAAAACAAAUUAGAUGUAUCUUAUGUUUUCAGCCAUCCACAAAAAUAUUGAACAAUCGUCGGUUGGCUUUUUUUCUAGUAGAAAUAAAACCGAUAUGCAUCCUGAACCUGUGGGUUGAAAUAUACUGUAUGUAAUGUGUGCUUUUUCUUAGUGAAACUUUAAGAUAACAAAGCAACAAAGUUUCAAUGGAACAAAGGGGACAGAUGAACAAUAAAAUCAAAAGCUGAAUAGGAUUCUUUCAGGUUGUGGAAGAUGAGGCUGGAGAGCUAUAGCCUAUGUGCCUCUGCACGUUCAUUUACAGAUUUGAUUUUAGACACCGGAUUUCUGUUGAACCACACACUGGUUCAAAUGUACUUUUGUUAAUGGUCUUGAAUGAAAUAAUUAAAAUUUUAUGAAAAUCA